UUUUCGGUCGGUCUUCUUUUAAGAGCUCUUGCAAUUGGCAAAGUUCUUGCGAAUAUCUUUGUAAAGAUUCUCAUGGAAGUUUUUGUAGAAGUCCUUGUGACACUUGUAGAGCUUGUGAAAGUUCUUGCAAAAGUUCUUGUGGAAGUUCUUAUGGAGAUUUUUGUGGAAAGUCUUGUAAAAGACCUUGUGGAAUUUCUUUGA
Messenger RNA from Funneliformis caledonium, 201 nucleotides. The record is from the annotation of a GenBank genome assembly. NCBI's taxonomy places the organism in Eukaryota, Fungi, Glomeromycota, Glomeromycetes, Glomerales, Glomeraceae.